Messenger RNA from Telopea speciosissima, 680 nucleotides. Its product is annotated as lipid transfer protein EARLI 1-like. The record is from RefSeq and is a predicted model, not a curated record. NCBI's taxonomy places the organism in Eukaryota, Viridiplantae, Streptophyta, Magnoliopsida, Proteales, Proteaceae. Bases 39 to 569 code for a protein of 176 amino acids. The transcript has a single exon.
UCCCACAAUCUCUACCUAGCUGUUAUUAAGGUUUUGGUAUGGCUUCCAAGGCUUCUGCAUCUAUUUCUCUCUUCUUCUCACUCAACCUUCUCUUCUUUGCACUUGUGUCUGCUCAAUGUGGCCAUUGCCCCCCAAAGUCGAGGCCUGGUACUAACCCAACUCCAAACCCUAAUAACCCAAAUCCCACUCCUAAUAACCCAACUCCAAACCCUAAUAACCCAAAUCCCAAUCCCAAUAACCCAACUCCAAAUCCUAAUAACCCAACUCCCAAUCCUAAUAACCCAACUCCAACUCCCACCCCAGCUGCCAGGGGGAGGUGUCCUAGGGAUACUCUGAAAUUCGGGGUAUGCCUCAAUUUGCUCGGCGGCAUCGUCGGAGUAGUGAUUGGAACUCCUCCAUACACCCCAUGUUGCUCCCUUAUUCAAGGCCUUGCUGACCUUGAGGCUGCAGUCUGCCUUUGCACUGCCAUUAGAGCUAAUGUAUUGGGUAUCAACCUCAAUAUCCCGAUUGCACUCAGUUUGCUUCUCAACACCUGUGGAAGGAGGCUCCCCACCGGAUUCCAAUGUUAAAAUCCUAAGCAAAUUCCUCUUCUCCAGCUUGUUAUCUUGUGUGUAUUGUUGUUUCAAAGAAAGGCAUGUUUCAGUGCCUCAGUGGUUUAAGUAGAACUGCUCAUUUCCUUA